UAAGGUUUAACUUUAGUUCUAAUCCUCUCACUUUCAUGAUUCAUCCAGUUGGGACUAAUCUACGAAAGUGUUGGCGUCUGCAACGCAGUUUCCUUGUUUUGAUUUAAUCGCCUCUGCGAUAGUCUUUUUUUUUCUUUUUCCUUUAAUUUUCAGCCGUUGGCAACGAUGACCGAAUCGAUGGACGUUUUGUUGUCCCUCGGUUUAAAAGAGCAAAAGGCCAAAGAGACCCUUAAAAAUGAUACUCUGACAAGAACUAUUUUAGAACUCUGUGAUGAGGUUAAAAAGCUUGGUGCAGAUCAUACCGACGUUGGAAUGAUUUUGUAUCAAUUCGCUGGAAAUUUAAAACCACAGAUAAAACAAUUUGUGCCAUUUGUUGUGCCUUAUAUUGUUCAAAAGAAACUUAAUAGUUCCCUACGCAUAGAAGCGGCCAUCGAGUACUUACUUUCUCAUGCUACCCAACCAAAUUUAGACUCAUCCGAUUUCGAAAAAGCUUGCGGUAUCGGUAUCACGGUUACCCCUGAAGAUGUUGAAUUAGCCGUCGAAAAGACAAUCAAUAAAUUCAAAGAAGAAAUAAUUGAAAAGAGAUAUCGUUUCAAUACAGGACUCCUUUUGCAAGAUGUACGUAAAUGUCUUAAGUGGGCAGAUUUUAAAGAUGUUAAAAAUGAAAUAGAUGUCCAAAUGCUAGAUCUGCUAGGGCCUAAAACAGAUGAAGAUUAUUUGCGUUCUCAAACAAAACGAAAAGAUAAUACCACUAAGCCUAAAAAAUUAAGUGGAAAUGGUAGUUCUGGACCACUGACGAUUGAUGAUAUGAUCAGCACUCUUAAUCUUCACUCUCCAGGUGAAAAUUUUAAAUCUGCUGAUUACAUAAUCACCCCAAAUACGAAACAGCUUCUCCAAGACCAUUUGAAAAUGACUGGAGGAAGGGUUCAAACGCGGUUUCCACCUGAACCAAAUGGAAUUCUUCAUAUUGGCCACGCAAAAGCAAUUAAUAUUAAUUUUGGAUAUGCCGCACAUCAUAAUGGCAUCUGCUACUUACGGUACGAUGACACCAAUCCUGAAAAAGAAGAACAAAAGUUUUUUGACGGCAUUCUAGAAAUGGUUCAGUGGUUAGGAUAUAAGCCAUAUAAAAUUACUCAUUCUUCUGAUUAUUUUGAUCAGUUAUACAAUUGGGCUGUGGAAUUAAUUAAAAAAGGUCAUGCGUAUGUUUGUCACCAAAAGCAGGAUGAAAUAAAAGGAUUUAAUCCACCACCUUCUCCUUACCGCAAUAGAUCUGUUAAGGAAAAUCUUGAACUAUUUGAAGAUAUGAAAAAUGGCAAAAUGAAAGAGGGUGAGUGUUCAUUGAGGAUGAAAGUCAAAUUGGAAGAAGGGAAACAAGAUCCAGUCGCCUACAGGAUAAAGUUUACUUCACACCCAAGAACCGGUGAUCAAUGGUGUAUUUAUCCAACGUAUGAUUAUACCCAUUGUUUGUGUGACUCAAUUGAGAACAUCACUCAUUCGCUCUGCACCAAAGAAUUUCAAUCCAGGAGAUCCUCGUACUACUGGCUGUGUAAUGCACUCGAUUUAUACUGCCCUGUACAGUGGGAAUAUGGCCGGUUAAAUAUAAACUAUACCGUUGUGUCCAAAAGGAAAAUAGCCAAAUUAAUUGAAUGUGGCAAAGUUAAAGAUUGGGAUGAUCCAAGGUUAUUUACAUUAACUGCUUUGAGAAGGAGAGGAUUUCCACCGGAGGCGAUUCACAGAUUCUGUGCCCAGGUUGGAGUGACUUGUGCGCAAACUGUCGUCGAUCCAUCGAUGCUUGAAUCUUGUGUCAGGGAUGUUCUCAAUCAAACUGCUCCAAGAACUAUGGUUGUAAUUAAACCUCUUGAAGUAGAAAUCGUAUCAGGUUGGGAUGGAGAGGAAGCAUUUUCAAUGCCUGAUUACCCCUUUGACCAAAACAGCACAUCCCAUAAUAUUAAAUUCAGUCCCUUAUUAUAUAUCGAACAAGACGAUUUUAAAAGCAAUGCUGACCAAGGUUAUAAAAGAUUAGCGCUCAAUCAACCUGUUGGGCUUCGUUACACACCUUAUUACAUACAAGUUAAAUCGGUCGUUACGAAUGAAGAGACAGGAGUGGUGCAAAAGUUGUUCGUAACAUCUCAUAAACUUACAAAAGACACCAAGCCAAAGGGUUUUAUUCAUUGGGUAUCGAAGCCGACGCCAGUCACCUUGAGAAUGUAUUACCCGCUCUUUCACCAUAAAAACCCCGAAGAUGCGGCACAAGUUCCAGAUGGAUUUUUGUCCGAUGUUAACGACAAUUCUCUGGUAGUCUUAGAGGCUUUAGCAGACAGUUCUCUAGUAAGCAACGCUCAACCUUUUCAGCAAUACCAGUUCGAACGACAAGGAUAUUUUUGUGUUGAUCAAGAUUCAAAUGGAAACCAUAUCUUCUUCAAUUACACCUUACCGCUUAAAGAAGAUUCAGGGAAGUCUUCGUAAUCAUGGCAAACGAAGGGAUUCAUGAUUCUGUUGUACAGAAGAAAAUUAUAAAACAAUACUUUAUCAAACACAAUCCUGUGUUAUAAAAGAUACCACCCAAUAUAACUUUCUAUGCAGAAUAUAUCUUAUCUUUUUUUGGUCCAGUUCUCGCAUCUGUAUUAUUUUGUUGACAUUAAACAUGUUUAAUUUGUUUUA
Cimex lectularius (bed bug) is the source of this 2661-nucleotide messenger RNA. RefSeq names its product probable glutamine--tRNA ligase (gene GlnRS). Gene Ontology annotation, cellular component: cytosol; aminoacyl-tRNA synthetase multienzyme complex; cytoplasm. The coding region runs from base 166 to 2466 and encodes 766 amino acids. The transcript is spliced from 14 exons. Gene Ontology annotation, biological process: glutaminyl-tRNA aminoacylation; translation. The record is from RefSeq and is a predicted model, not a curated record. Gene Ontology annotation, molecular function: ATP binding; glutamine-tRNA ligase activity. NCBI's taxonomy places the organism in Eukaryota, Metazoa, Arthropoda, Insecta, Hemiptera, Cimicidae.